Hermetia illucens (black soldier fly) is the source of this 2511-nucleotide messenger RNA. It is a transcript of the gene DIP-gamma, whose product is annotated as lachesin. Gene Ontology annotation, cellular component: neuron projection. The record is from RefSeq and is a predicted model, not a curated record. The transcript is spliced from 11 exons. Bases 915 to 2183 code for a protein of 422 amino acids. Lineage: Eukaryota; Metazoa; Arthropoda; Insecta; Diptera; Stratiomyidae.
GACGGCGAGAAUAUGAAACAAACAAGGAUGCUAUGGAAAAGCUCCAAGGGCUAGAGUCAACCAUUGCUUUCCUGUCCCGUUCUUUUCGGCUCCACCGUCAGAUGAUUAGUUUUCGAGCAGUAUUCGAUGCGAUAGGUAUCACUGUUACGUGGUCGUAUCAUUAAUGUCGUCCUGAAAGUCCUAUCCCCUAACUGACUAAGCUGCAUCAAUCUUGGCUUAGUGGUGCUGUGUGUUUUGUGUUCGUUUCUGAUAGAAUGCGAAAUAUGCCUCCGAAAUCCCUCGGUGAAUUGUAGAUGUGACAUUCCUGGAGGUCCUGAGAUAAGAUUUACAAGGAUUGCAAUUACGGAGCGAAAGCGCAGUGUCGCGUUUAUCAAUUUGACGGGAUUUGUUAGUGUGGAGAAGGACGUGAAUUGAUUUGAGAUUGGUUGUUGGUUUACCUUAAAAAGUUACAUUGAGUGGCAAUUUUUCUGCAGUAAAGUUACAAGGAGUCCAGUUGUAGAUACAGUGAAGAAUUUUCGUUGAAGGUGUGAUAGUUUUUAUGAGAUUUGCAAGGAGGACGUGGAUGAAGUUUGUGGAUUAUGCUGGUGUACUAUGAGAAGUAGGCGGCUGAUGCUGAAUACAUAGCAACCCCUAAACUAAGGCUAAAGGCGGAUUCCGUGUGGAAAAAAAUCUAAGCCAGUUGAGGAUUUCAUAUCAUCUUCCUAUGCUAACCGCUUCAAGUUGGAAACAUAUGAACUUGAGGGAUGCGCUCAAUUUUCAUAUAUCAACAAAUAUAGAUGUCAGUAGCGAGAAUAUAUCUAAGUAGAAUGUGGUUACUUCUGGAUUUGGUUCAAUUUUGAAUCGCAUAAAUAUUAUUAAGGGAUAGUCUCCGAAAAUAAAUUAGUUACACGUUAGGAUUUAGGAUUCAUCAUAUCAUGGACGUUUUAGCUGCAUCGUUAUUCAUGUCACUACUCCUCUCCGUGAAAUGUGUAUAUACAUCCUCCCAAGCUAACCAAGAUACAAAUCUGCAAACUACGGAGCCGGAACCAGAGUUUAUAGGGACGAUAAACAAUGUAACAUAUCCAUCUGGCCGGGAAGCAAUCCUGGCUUGCUCGGUGCGGAAUUUAGGAAAAUAUAAGGUGGGGUGGUUGCGAGCAUCCGAUCAAACUGUGUUAGCGCUGCAAGGACGCGUGGUAACUCAUAAUGCUCGCAUAAGUGUCGUUCUCGAGGACAUGCACACAUGGAAAUUAAGGAUACGACAAUUAAGGGAGUCGGACAGGGGCUGUUACAUGUGCCAAAUAAAUACAAGCCCUAUGAAGAAGCAAGUUGGAUGCAUUGACGUUCAAGUUCCUCCGGACAUUAUAAACGAAGAAUCAUCUGCAGAUCUAGCUGUGCAAGAAAGUGAAGAUGCAACACUUACCUGUCGUGCUACUGGUAAUCCUACGCCAAGGGUCACAUGGCGACGGGAAGAUGGAGAUAUGAUUUACAUCCGUAAACCAGGAAAUCGGGAAUUGACUAAAGUCGAGUCCUAUAAUGGGACAUCUUUACACCUCACACGAUUGGAGAGAAAGCAGAUGGGAGCCUAUUUGUGUAUAGCUUCGAAUGACGUCCCACCGGCUGUUAGUAAACGGGUCUCACUCAGUGUGCACUUUGCACCAAUGGUUCGAGCACCCAGUCAAUUAUUGGGUGCCCCCCUUGGAUCAGAUGUGCAAUUAGAAUGCCAGGUGGAAGCCUCACCAGCACCUGUGUCCUACUGGCUGAAAGGUGGUAGAAUUCCCCCAAAUGGAUUUGCCAGCGUAAGUAGCGGUUCAUCAGAAUCAGGUCAACCCCGACCCGAGAUGUUAUUAGAUGGUCCUAAAUAUGGCAUUAUCGAGGAACGGAAUGGUUAUCGAGGUGUAAUGCGACUGGUGGUGCGAUCGUUUUCUUCAUCAGAUGUUGGAACAUAUCAUUGUGUUAGUACGAAUUCUUUGGGAAGAGCUGAGGGUACUCUUCGUUUAUAUGAAAUAAAACUGCAUCCUGGCUCCUCGACAUCACAUGACGAUCAGAUGAACCUAAUUGGAGUUUUUCGAACAGGUCUAGCCGAAGCUGCUCAUGGGAGGGGCAAUCCAAAUUCGUCUACCACCCAGAAGUAUUCGAAUCGAUUUCACUCAGUUGCGCUACUGCUGAUUGUCGCGGCAACCAGUUGUCAAUUAUAUUUUAGAUGAUAACUUCUCGGGUGAUAAGUUAAGUUCCUUUUUGGUUUCCGUGCGAAUCCGAAUUCUGUUUAUUCUUUGGUUGUGAAGUUUAUGUUCGUUGGUUAUCUAAUUUAUUCAAUUGUUAAUUGUUCCUUUACCAGUUAUCGCUUGUCUGAUUUUAAGGAAAAUCUAGUUGUUCCUUUAUAAUGCUACGAAAGAAACAUUUUCAUAUCGGAAAAGACGCCAUCUCGGUCAGAAUCAUGGUAAUAUAAUGAACUACGAAUAAAUGUAUUACUCAUCAUCGUUUUAAGAUGCAUAUUUGAUUAAUAAUGAAAUAAAUAAAUGUAUUCAUUGAAAA